UCAUUCUCCAUUUUUGUUGGGCGUGUACGAACGUCAAAGUUAAAUUGCCCAUCCUAAAAUUUAAUUUUAAGUAAUGAAGUUAUAAACUUUAUCUUAUUCUGUAAUCGUUUUAAUAUGGAGCUGAUACUACUGAGUGCCUUAUUGUCACUACAAUUAUGUUUUGUGUGGGGACAACAUAACUUUGACGAUGUAGAACUUAGCCAGGAAUUGGUUUGGUGCGUUACUAGUGAACCAGAGUUAUACAAAUGCCGGAACUUCACAGUCGCUCUAGAGCGUGAUCGCGCUCUCUUUGACAAUUAUUUCAUGGAUGUAAGUUGUCAUUUUGCGUUCGAUCAGGACGAAUGCAUGCAACUUAUAGAUGAUGGUAAAGCACAUGCCAUGACCCUAGACGCUGGAGAGGUAUACACGGGUGGACGACAUCAUUCUCUAGUACCUAUUAUGCAAGAGGGCUACGAUGGUGGUUUUACGCAAUAUUUUGCUGUGGCUGUCGUUAAAAAAGAAUCUCUCAGAGAUGUGACAAAUCUCAGGCAUUUGAAAGGUAAAAAAGCUUGUUUUGCAUGGGUUGGAAGUCAUGCCGGGUGGACAAUUCCUAUUUACACGCUUCAACGGGAAGGUGGCAUGGAAAUAACUGAUUGCAAUAAUCACGUGAAAACAGCAACAGACUAUUUUGGAUCUUCAUGCGCCGUGAAUGCUUUGAUCGAUAAAUAUAAUCCAAUUGGUGAUAAUUCUGACAGAUUAUGUGAACUCUGUACUGGGAAAGUUAACGGACAAAGAUGUACUCCUAAAGAUCCGUAUGCUGGAUUCGAGGGUGCUUUCCGUUGUCUUCUGGAAGCUGGGGAUAUUGCCUUCGUAAAGCAUACUACAGUAAAUGAAAUGGUAGACAGUGGCCUAAUUCAUGGUGUAACAGUAGAACAGUUCGAAUUGCUUUGCAAGGAUGGAACCAGGCAACCCAUUUCCGAAUAUCGCCAAUGCAACUGGGGACAGGUACAGUCGCACGCGCUUGUUGUUUCUUCAGCUAGGACAACUGCAGAGAGAAGGAGAUACAAAAAGUUCUUUACGCAAGCCGUUAAUUUAUAUUCUACUAAAUCGAAACGCCAAACCAAUGGCACAUCUACAGAUGAAAGGUUUCGUAAUACUGGCGAUCGUUUCAAUAGCAAUACGCGAUAUGACAAUGGUCGAAAUGAAGAUCGAUAUUACGCAGGGAAUCGUUUCUUUACCUCAACAACAACUGAUCGAUAUGGUUUUAACCGUGACCUCAACGACAUACAAAACAAUGAUACACAAUUUUACGAGCAGUUUGAUUUAUUUGAAUCCAGACGAUAUGGGAAGCAGCUGAAUCUCAUGUUUCAGGAUACUGCUCGGUAUUUGGCUCCUAUCGAAGAGAAUAACCAAAAUUUCCAAAGCUAUCUAGGUGGGGCGUUAAAGCAAAUCUACGAUGUAAGAGCUUGUCCUGUUAAUCGGAUGAUGCUUUGUGUUACUUCAGAGCCAGAAAUGGAAAAAUGUAUUAAAAUGCGGACUGCUCUAAAAGCUCAACUUAUUAAACCGGAUAUGCACUGUUUGAAAGCUCAUUCACACAUAGAUUGUAUGCGCCACGUCAACUCUGGGCAAGCGGAUGUAGCUGUAUUUGAUGCAAGCGAUGUCUACACUGCAGGCCUAAAGUACGACCUUUUGCCUUUCAUGUCGGAAAUAUAUGAUCUUGGUCGUCCAGAGUACUACGUAGUAGCAGUUGCUAAAGAAGAAGACCCUGAUACAGAAUUAACAUAUCUAAAAAAUAAAUACACCUGCCAUUCAGGAGUAAAUACGGCUGCAGGUUGGGUCUACCCAAUGGCAUAUCUCAUUUCGAAUGGUUGGAUUCGUCCAUAUGGCUGCGAUAGUAUUCGGGCAGCCGCAGAAUAUUUUACUAAAUCUUGUGUUCCUGGAGCGAUAAGUAAUGAGUAUAACACAGGUGUGCCUUAUGACAAUCUAUGUGAUUUGUGUCACGGAAGUAGUUUUCGUUACUGCCGACGGGAUGCUUCUGAAGAUUAUUAUGGAAAUACUGGAGCCUUUAGAUGUCUUGUUGAAGGUGGAGGACACGUGGCAUUUGUGAAACAUACUACUGUGCUGGAAAAUACUGGUGGAAAAAGACGAGAAUGGUGGGCUAGAAAUACUCUGCCUGAUGAUUUCGAACUUUUGUGCCCUGAUGGAACUAGAGCUGAAAUUAAUGAGUAUAAACGAUGUAACUUGGGUAAAGUCAAAUCCAACGCUAUUGUUACUAGAGGAGGACAAAAUUAUAAUGCCACUCAAUUGAACGCAUAUAUUAAUUUAUUCACGUAUGCACAACAGUUCUACGGCAGAAGAGACGCUGACGAGUUCAGUUUUAGUUUGUUUUACUCCAAUCCUCCUUAUCAUGAUUUGAUAUUUUCGGACGCAACACGAGAGCUUCGAUUGGUACCCCGAGAUAAACGUUGGUUCGAUGCAUAUUUAGGCCAAGAUUUCUUACGAGCUCGUCGAAUUACUGAUUGCCAUGCAGGUGGGAGCGUGUUAAAAUUGCACUUUAAAAGUUUCGUAAUUUUAGUGAUAGCAUCGAUUCUCCAUAGAAACAUGUAGAAGUGUUUUUAAAAACUAUGUAUAAUUAUUCCGUCCAGCAGAUUUAUUCAAACUGAUUUGUAAACUUAACCUGGGGUAGCAUGUUUUAUCCCGUUCCGUCCUUUGAAUGUUUCAUUAACAAAAUAAUGUGCAUGUUAGACAUUGAAACCCGUGCAAAGAAUCUCUGAUACUAAAGUAUUAUAUUUUUAUAAAUUUAUCUCUGCAGCCAAAAACUGAAGUUCGUCUAUUCCAGUUUAACAUGUAUGAAAUUCCAUCAAAUUAUAAGAAUUUUAUAUAAUAA
Molecule: messenger RNA, 2866 nt
Organism: Uranotaenia lowii
Lineage: Eukaryota; Metazoa; Arthropoda; Insecta; Diptera; Culicidae
Gene: Tsf2
Product: melanotransferrin
Exons: 6
Coding region: 115-2586 (823 amino acids)
Biological process (GO): iron ion transport
Cellular component (GO): plasma membrane; extracellular region; recycling endosome
Source: RefSeq, a predicted model, not a curated record